GCGGGAGUCCAGUCGAGCCGAGCUCUCCCGAGUCUUAGUUAGGCUAGAGGAAAGGAACAUCUGUCCGUGUUUUGGUCAGGUGUGGCCGAAGGUAAGACCGGAGACGGCUGGCGGUGGUCAGUUUGUGGAGAAGAGAAGAUAACACAAGCGAAGUGACCGGUGACCAUUUCUAUACUUGGAUUGUAGCAAUGUUCUGAUGGAGAAGUGCCGAGUGGUUGUUUUGCAGUGUGACCCUGAAUUGUCUUUCUGUGUGCGGACUGGACUGGACUGUGCAUCUUGAGGGACUUCUUUUUUCGAGGGUUUAAGAAAAUGCCUGUAUGAACUUUGGAUUUAUGCUCUGUUUUACAUUGUAUGUACAAAAUGAACCAUUUCUAACUAUCAGGGCUUUAAACGGGCAUGAUAUCUACUACGGUUACUACUUCGGUAACUUUGUGAACUGAAAGCCAACUUCUUAAUUAAUAGUAUGUGAAUCUGGAAUGGCCUAGUUCUAGAAACAGUGUUAUGAUAAAGAGUGUGCUAUGUCCUGUUCAUCAACUUAAGGCAGUUUUGCAAUUGGAUACUGUGUCACCUUUGGCGUGUGUUUGGCAAUGUUUGUGAUCGGCGAAAACACUGGUGCGAGGUAGUUUGUCCGUCGCCCAACUAGAUUUAUGCUUUGGCGCUGUUGGUGAUAAAGCGACUUGGAGAAGCAUUAGAUAACACUACGUGUGUUUGAUUUACUGUCUUCUGGUGACAUUGAAAGAUAAAUUGUGGUUUAAAGGAGCUUAAAACUCACACAAAGGACUGAGCUCAAUUAACAGUUGUACGGUUACUCAGUAAGGUCCGAGUUAUGGUCGUCAACGAGAGAGUGUGGUCUGGUUUUGUCUCACUGUCUGCGACCUGAGCCUCCUCGAGAGGUUUUCUGGCGUCUACUCCUCCUUAUCGGCGACGCAGUUUUGAUGAACCCAGGCGCUUGAAUUUGAUUACCUCUACCCUUUCUGUGAUGAUGAGAGUGGGAAGACCGUGUUUUGAUUUAUGAGAUGUGGACCAAACGAGCGCGAGAGUCCAAUCAUGGUAUUCAGCAGUUCCUGUGUUGAUCGAUAGAGGCCCCUACUUUCCCCCCGAUACAGUCCCGUGAUACGGCCUCGUACGGACCGCCUGUUGGAGCGCCAGGAAUCUGAACGGUACGUUACGCUCUGACAGAUUUACGAGGCUCCCGGCGAAUUCGAUACUGUGUGAAGGAUGUGAUAGCCUCUCAACGAGGCCCCGGGAUAGCCAGUAUUAGGGGACAUUUGCCCUGACCCUUUCAGCUUUGUCCGCUUCUCCAAAGUGCCCUGACACCGCAUGGAAUACGUUGGAGAAGGUUUCUAUAGUGUAAGUGGCCAAUGUUCUUGUCAGAGUGUCCAGGAUUCAUUUACGCGACACUGUUUACACCGGCACGCCAAGACGUGCGGGGGACGUCGGCUUUUGUACACUUGGGAGAUUUUCACAUUUCUAAAGAAUUCUGUUGAGUGGACUUAGAGUAUGUGUGAGGCUUCUGUGAAAUGACUGCUUUGUGUUUUUGUAUCUGGUAAAACGGUAAACUUGACAACUGCAACAAGGCAUUUUCCCUAAAUUGUCUAUGUCAUUGUCAUAUCGCCACACAGAAUGACGUUGCGUCGAGUUUUUCUAUUGUAAAUAUUCAUGAAGCAGGUUUUCAUCGUAGUUAAAAAGAACCGGUACACUUACACACGGGGGAUGUGUGCUGUUACCCAAGCGUCUAUAAAAUAAAUGCCUUUGUGCGGCCAAUGUUAUACCGGCACGUGACAGAUGAUCUCUUUACUUCGUCGUCUCUCGCCUGCGAUUCACGGCUCAGUAAAUAGGUAAGCGCUCGCUGAUUCACGACUGCAGGAGCCGGUAUCGGGUGCAGCGCUGACUGACAUCGGAAAUGCCUCGCGUGACAGCGGCCAAGGGAAUUUCAGCAAACUGAAACCUGCCCGUCAGUCUGUCUGUGGAUGCCCUGCCCUUGCCGCCAUAGCUACACAGCCUUCUUGUUGUGGCUGUCUUUCUUGUGUGUCUGUGUUUGUGUGUAUGUAACUGCAAGGCCCCUCUAUUUGAACCUGUCUUCUGCUAGCUGUAACUACAUGCCAACCGUGACUGAUGAUGGGACGCUGUGACGCAGUUUGAAAGGUCCCCGGCUUAUUACACACACGCUCCACGGUUACAGUCUAGAGACCUGUGUUGCGUAUACCGUGUUUCUAGUCACAAGUGGCUGAAAGAGACAGAUGGUUUGAUUACAUCGUGUCCCGGGGCGUCCUCGGUGCUCUCGGCUUCCGAUGUUCCGUGUUAUCUCUUCUCGGCCAAUGGAUUCAGGUCUCUAGGAACAGUAAGAUGGUAUGUCCUGUCAUGUCAGAGUGUUUGCUGUGGAUUGUUUCCACUUGGUAAUGACUUUGGCGAACAAAGUGUCGGAUAUGGUCAUAAUAACGUCUGCAGCUGUAAGUCUGUUUACACUUUGUCAAUAAGUAUUGCAGUCUCGCUGAUUGUGCUUUUGUAGCUGUUUUUUGCUUGGCCUGGGAUUAUACGUCCGAAGACUGUUGUAAACAUGCUUUUUAUGAGCCAUCUUUCUUUUAUUGUGUUUGUCAAUGAAAACAUAAUUUUGAUUGUGUAUCUGUCAUAGUCACGAAGUCUUUGUUCGGACACAGAACGUCUUUCCCCCAUCUUAUUGGACGGUUGUUGAUUCUGAGACCCAGCCUCGAGAAAACUAACUCCACAUCAAAAUUGUGUUGAAACGGCUUAAGGAUUGAAACAAAACACAAACAAACAACUUGAACGAGAAAAAAAAAUCAGGCUUAAAUCACAGUGUGUUAUAUAUAAGACAAUCUCCAUGCUCGCUACGAGAAUAAACCACAUGGCACCUAUGGCAUCGUCACACAGUGUCAAACCCUACGCCGUGUUGGAAUUUGACAGUCUGAUUGCCACGGCUUUAUCGGGUCAUUACCUCCCUGACCGCCACACGUCAUCUCCUUCUAGUGAGUUUGUUCUGUCGGACAUAUCGAGCGGACACUCACAGCGUGAGAAAAGCCAUGUUCCGAACUGGACGCCAGAAGUGCCUACAUGGACAUCGGGAGACCCAAGUUGGGCGUCAGAAGGACCAGUUAAGACUUCUGAAGGACCUGGGUGGAUAUCGGAGAAGUCUAACUGGACGUCAAACGGGCUAAACGGAAGGUCAGGGGACUCUAAUUGGACGUCUUCAGAAAGGACAGACUGGUCGUCACCGUCCUGGGCGAACUCGGAAGGAAACCAUGCCAUAAUGUCUCCUCGGAGUGACGCGGUGCUACUCCCAGUCCCAAAUUCUGUCCUCCUCCAGGUAUCAGAGACACAUCAACCGAGAGGCAGGCUAAUGUCAGCGCCUAUUUCCUCCAAGUCGAAGGUGGCUAGGGCAGCAGAUUUAAAUUCUAGUCUAACAAAUCCCUGCCUGAGCCCCUUACACUUUGAGCCACCUCGAUCUGGUCAGGCGUCCGGUUUUCGCCUGCCGUCUUCAUCCCAUCACCAGACGCCCGUAUCCCACCACAUAGCGCGCUCCGCGUUUCUCCAGCAAGCGCCUACGUCCCACCACAAAUCCCCCACCACGUCCCACCGGCCUACACCAGCUAGCCCCAGUACGUCCAUGUCUGUGUCGUGGCCCCCUCCGUCUGAUGGCAGGUCGGACCACGCCGUCCACAGCCCGGGCCCGGCCUCAGGCAGCAGCGGCUCCUCCACCGUUCAGUCGGCCAGACAGUCAGACGCCCCGGUACUCAUGGCCGACGUGCAUCUGAAGCCUGGUCCAAACCUCAUCAAACCGAUUGCCUAUAAGCCGACCAAUGGGAGUCCAGCCCGGAGCCCCGUGGGACAGGUAGCCAGACGACCAACCAGUGGGGAGGAGUCAGGAGGCGGGGCCUGCCAAGAGAUGCCCCGCCCCAUUGCCAUGCGUCUGGGGACCAGCAUGCUGGGACUGCAGGCGAGCCCGGACCCUCAGCCUGGCAAGGGCGGGAGUGGCGGCGGUAACCGCGGAGCCUUCAACUCGGCUCGCCAGGGCAUCGGCGCGGGCGGUGCGAGCAGCUUUACUUCGUCCGAUGCCGGGCUCCCGAUGCCUCACCCGACGGCCCACCCAUCCCCGGCUGGCUCCGCCUCCUCCGCCUUAUACAACGGUGCCCACGCCCCCCACCACCCCGGCCUGCCCCACCUCAAUACGUCCACUCACUCGUACCACAACGCGUCAGCCUCUUCACAGCACAAUCUGUCUGCGAACUCUUCUCAUAUUUCUGCCAAUUCGUCUCACAUUUCUGCCAACUCGUCGCACGUUUCCGGAAACUCGUCCCACAUUUCUGCCAACUCGUCUCGUCUGUCGGGCGGCGAAGAAGCGACGAGCCUGAGCGGGGAAGUGCGGCCCGACUCAGUCCCUUCCCUGGGCACGAGCCGGCUGUGGCAACAGGGGGCAGAGAUCAUGUUACAGACGCCGUCCCCUAGCGACAGCGGGGUUGGGGAGCUGGAGGCAAUGCUGAGAGAGAAGGACGCGGAGAUCAACACACUGAGGGAGGUGAUGGACCGCAAUGAACGUGCAAUAUUCCAGGUGUACGAGGAGAGGAGGAACGCGUGGCUCCACGACUCGCAGGAGUUAAGAGACGAUUACGAGCGCAAGCUCAAAGUGCAGAGCCGCAAGUCGUACAAGACAGAGCAGGUGUUGAGCCUGCAGGUGUAUAAACUGCAGCAAGAGCAGAAGACGUUACAAGACGAGAAGUUGAAAGCUGCGGGUGAGAAAGACACAUUAAGGCAACAGUUGGAGGAGAGCAGGGAGGAGGUGGCAAAGCUUCGGGAGCAGCUCAAUCUGGGCUCCUCGUCCCCAAAAGACGGGAGCGUGUCGGAGACAGAGGCAAGCCAGGAGGAGGUGGUGGUGAAGAACAAGGAGAUCAUUCGGCUCAAGUCCGAGCUGCACGCGCUGGAGGCUGAGAUAGAGAACAAGAACAAAGAGCUUCUGGAGCGUGCGCGAGAGGCUUCCACGAGGAACGACCAGCUCAGCCAGAUGAAGGAAGAGUUGGGGCGUCUGAAGAACCCGGCCAUCCUAGUGGAGGCGUCCUCCCAAACACACACGCCCAGCGAGGUGAGCGUCUCAGAGAAUGUGAAGCCCUCAGCAUUAGGGGAGCGCGACCGCGCCAUCAGCAGCCUGCAGGAGGAGCUAGUCAACGUGAAGACUCAGCUGGAACUGUUGAAGGGCGACCAGGACAAGGAGCGGGAGCAGUGGCUGGAGGAGAAGAACAAAGUAGUGCGCUACCAGAAACAGCUGCAGCUCAACUACGUGCAGAUGCAGCGCAAGAACAGCACGCUGGAGACAGAAGUGCAACAGCUCACGCUAGAGCUGGAGAACAGAGACAUGAAGCUGAUAGCGCUCAGCGGAGAAGAGAGUGUGUGUUGAGGCAUGGGAGGGGGUUUGUGUGUGUGAUGAGACAUGAGAGUGAUGUAUGUGUUAAGACGCACGAGUGGCGUGUAUGUACGAAGUGUGAUGUAUGUGAAUAAAAAACAGAGUCAUAAAGCUAUUAACCCUUCAGUAGUUAUGAGAGUACAUGUACGUUGUUAUGAGAGGUUAGUUGUCAUGUUUAUGAUGUGUUUUUGGAGACUCAACCGUGAUCUCCUUACAGAGAAUAGAAACAAAGAACGAACAUCUAAUAUAUAAUGCUAUGGCCAUGUGAAAACAUUAGGUGCUAAAGACAUGGGUCAAAAUAGAUACGUGCAAAUUGUCAGUACCAGUUUGAGGGGCUGACUCAGUCACUCUCUGGGAGCGCUCAUAGUUUUUCCGUCCUUUGUCUCCGAAUUCAUUUCAGAGGUACGUGUACUGUACAUGUACGCAUAUUGCCACCUGCAUUCUACAAAGCAUUUGGAAUGUUAGAACAUUACAUAUAAAGCGUGUUACAUCUGUACUUAAUAGAUGGCAUAUUAUGAGACAGAAGUAUGGGUUGAGUAGUGUGUGCAGAGAUUGGAUAUGUAUAAGUAGCAUUCUUGUGGAAGGGAAGCGAAAUUACAUUGUUUUCGUGAUCAUACAAUGCUGUGAGAUUGGCAGAAUUCAAGAGUAGACUUGACACAACAUUUAGUCUAUGCACUAUCUUGUUGUUAUGAGAUACUGAUAUGUGUGAGGAAUCUACAUAUAGGCAGAGAGUGAGAAGUUCAUGGAAAUAGGAUUGUCAGUUGAAUUUUGUCGACCAUGUUAACAGAUUCCUCUUCUGAGUAAUGAAAGUGAACGCUUGAUAACUCUGAAAUUGAAGAAAUCCUGAGCAGCAUAUUCACUGCAUUGUUCUUAGCAGUGGGUUCAAAUAAUCAGAUCCCAUUUGGGAAAUUGAUAUAUGUUUCUUGUGCGAGUAGUUGAUACAUGAAUCUGAUCAGAAAAAGUUUGAUUCUGUUGUCAGAUCUCGAUGGGUAGUGGCCAAAUGUAUAACUUGCCUUGACAUUUGCAUUUUAAAAUGUUUCUGUCUGGCGAAGACCUUAUGAAUGGAAGGUUAUGAGACUAAGACUGAGACAGAAUUCUGUUUUGUGGCAAAUACCAGCAGUGAGUUGUGCCUAUACACUGUCUCUCUGCACCACAGAGAAGCAGAGAUUCCCUCCAUUUCAACCAUUCGCUUUCUUCUACUACACAAAUACUGUACAUUGUACGCAAAAUUUCUAUGGUGCUUACAAUUUGAAUGGUGUUUUUUUUUCUGUGUCAAGAAGAUGGCGAUUGUUCUUUGAUGUAUGUUAAGAUCUGUCCGUGGUUGCGUCACAGAGGUUGUGUUCUGUCUGCCUUUUGGUAUGUGUUGAUGUACAAAAGAACUGUUUAAAGUUAAUCGGGAUUUAUAGAUUACCCAGAUUGAAAUACAGUUUUGUAUAAUGAGAAAGCAAACAAAGCAAUAGAAUCAAUGGUGAUUGUUGGCAUGCAAUGUUACUAUUUCUCCUACUUGUGCACAGGUUAGAACUGCUUUUGCCUUAAUGUUUAGGACAGAGAAAAAUGUACAAGAAUGUGUACAUUUAGCGAGUUCGUUUUGUUUUAUCAAUAGUGAUGUCAAAAAUAUUUUUGAUGGGAUUAGUGCUGUUCGCUUUUAACGUAGUUUGUUUUGUUAUGACAGGGACUCACUCCACUGCCACAGUCAAUGUAACCACAAGUUUUAAUAGUUUUAUCACUGGUUGAUUUUUACCAGGGUGAUGAUUGUGUCUUAUUAGGCACAGUAGGAUUGUCUGUAUGGUGAUAGGUGUUGUACAAAGGUGUCAAUACCUUCUUUGAAGAGUUUAGUUUUAGUAAGAGUUUUACGGCACUUGCAACACAAUAAGGAGGAGAGAUCAGGAUGAUAGAUGUUUGAUAGGAAAGAAGGAGCAAAUCACACCAGAGCACCCGCCAACCACCCACUUCUGUGAAGAGCUAUUCAACAAAUUACCUGAAAAUACAGAAGAGGUCUAUAAGGAGUAAACUGUGCCCAGCUGUUACUGCCAGUUGCUCUUGAAUAGUUGGUGGUUAGAUAUAUGGCUUACAGGUAUUCAACUCAAUUUGGUAUUCUGAAUGCAUGCAUGGAUAGUUUCUUUUGUGAAUCUACACGGACAUUCAAUCACAUAGUACGAUGUGUAGAGAAAGUCAGUAUUGAAGCUGGGACGGUCAGUUUUUUAUGCUCGUCAGGUUACUUUUUAUUUUCCGGUUAGUGGUCUUACAAAGAAACUUUAAUGUUCGUUUUACUUUUACAUGCAUUGAAGUAGCUUUUUAGAUGGCUCUUCUUUUUUUCUACAACUUUGCUACUGAUUUACACAAUUCCUUUAUUCAGUUUCUAUCUAUCACUGUUUUUCUAUCGUUGCAAAAUUUCAGGAGUAAACAAUUCUUGUUGUUUUUCAUUACAAGAUGUGUUUUGUGGAGAAAAAAGAAAUGUGAUACUCUUAUUCUGACUUGUAUUCUCUGCCCUUGUCAAAAGAUCAAAGUAGGAUCCACAAAACUCUUUGACAGGUCUUUAAACCCACGUCUUGUACUGCAUUGAAACAAGUGUUAUGAAACAGCUAUUUGGUGCAGUAGAGAAAAAAAGGUUUAUUUUUUUCCCCUGAAAGUGUGACUUUUUUUUUUUUGGUGGGUAUUGUGUUUUUGUGCAUGGUGUUUGUCCUUACAUGAAGGCGUCAAGAGCUUGCCUGGGUUAUAUGUCAGUUGUACAGUGACUUGAGACAAAGGAUAUUUCUGUACAGAUUUACCUGCAGCAUUAGACUACUUUCUGAAGGGAAGAUUUUAUAAUACUGCUAUGUGCAUACUCAUUCUGUUCCUCUGGUAGAGACGCAGGAAACUAGAAUUGUGAAUGGCCAUAAUGUUGCUUAUUUACACACAGCUUCACUUCAUAUUGCCAUUUUCGUAUAAUAAAUGCCAGGGUCAUUCUUAAAUGUUCUGGACAAACUUAAAAGAAAGGUCGAAAGGUCCUUGCUCAAGAUAUUUCAGGUCUUGACAGAAUCUCUUUUCAGUGAAAUGUGUCGUUAACAAUUUAUGGCAAGCCAAAUCAGAGAAUAAACAUUGAAAAGUACUCAAUAUCUCUUUGUUUAUGGAUAACAAUGCAAAUUGUCAACGGAAUGACCCAGGCAUGUAUUGUAAGAAUGUGACUAUUUUAAUCCAGUCUCAGCAUGCCCAGUGCCAGUACUUAGACACCAAUAAACUAAACUCAUCACCAGGCAUUACUAACAGUCCAAGGCUGUACAUAUUGUAAUACUUGUUGCAUUGAGACUAUACCCAAGAAACGGGUUGAGAGAAACUGCGGCAGAGUGAAUGACGGUGUUCCGAAUUAAGUAUUUGAUUAAACAUACUUUUUUCUUCUUCUCUACCUCAUUAAAGUACAAGAGGAUAUGCUACUUACUGGGUUGGAAUUUGGUUAAUUUGAUUUACGUAUUAAAAAAAAGAAACGACUCACACCUGAGUUGUUGGGUUUUUUUUAUGUUUCAAGGUUUGGAACUACUUGACAUGUCUAGAUUGAACAUACAGAAACUCAUUUCUAUUUUUUUUUUUAAUGUAAAUUUCACACCUUUGCCCUUUGUUUUUAGCAUUUUCUUCCCAGUCAUAAAUCAUGAUAGUGUUUGUUACUAGGGCUUUGGUGUCAUCCAACAUAAAGUUUAAACUCUUAUCUGAGGAGAAAACAGGCCUACGCAGAUAUGCAUUUAAAAGGUUUACUCUGAUCAAACGAGAACGUCAUGAGGUAUCCCGACUGCUUUAGAUGCCUUCUAUGCGCUUUAGUUUUCUGUUUUGCAGGAGUUGAAUUCUAUCAGAUCACAUGUUCAAGAAGUUUUUGAACGACAUUUGUGAAUGGCCAUGUUGUCCAGAUUUUUGCUGCCAUGAGCUGUGUGACGCAACUGGAUGAGCGAGUGGCCCCUAGUGUCAGCUUUAUUGUUUUACUGAUUUUUAUAAUUGCUUUUUACACUUAGUUGUUUCUUUUUCCCCCCUCAGUUAUUUCCGUUACCAAAUGCAGUAACUUUGCAGUAUACAGCAAUUUGAUAUUUUAAAAUGUUUUCCUAGUCAUAUACAUGUACUGUAAAUAUGUUAUAACCCUUCUAAUUAAAUAAUAAUUACAUGAAAUUAAAAGUUUGAUUGUUU
This is a messenger RNA of Aplysia californica (California sea hare), 9556 nucleotides long. Its product is annotated as leucine zipper putative tumor suppressor 2. The transcript is spliced from 2 exons. Bases 2840 to 5404 code for a protein of 854 amino acids. Lineage: Eukaryota; Metazoa; Mollusca; Gastropoda; Aplysiida; Aplysiidae. The record is from RefSeq and is a predicted model, not a curated record.